ACUGCCCCCCAGCUCUACUUAACAACAGGUGGCAGCACUGAGCUGCCGGCCGGCGCACAGCUGUUUAUCUGUACUUUUACUUAUUGUUGUUGUUUUUGUUGCUAUUAGCAUUUGCGCUGUUUCAAGUUGCAACAACAAAUAAAUUUGGCACCGCAUCCAAGGCAAAAGUAAACGGAAUUGCAGUUUGAACUCAUUUGCUGUAUAUAGCUAUAGCUAUAACUGUGUCUACAGAAAAUUCAAGAGAGAGCGUCCGGUCAGCAUGAGCAGUCGCCAGCGCACAGUUAUUAUUUUCAAAUCGGAAUCGGAAAGCACAGAUGUUUACGCCGAGACACUGCUGGGACACAAUUUUCAGCCGCUGUUCGUGCCGACGCUGAGCUUUGGCUUCAAGAACCUUGACCAGUUGCAUGCCAAGCUGCAGACGCCGGAUAAAUAUGCCGGCAUCAUAUUCACCAGUCCGCGUUGCGUGGAGGCUGUCGCCGAGGCUCUGCAGCUGGCGGAGCUACCGGGCGGUUGGAAACUGUUGCAUAACUAUGCCGUAGGCGAGGUUACGCACAAUCUGGCGUUGAGCACAUUGCAGCAGCUCUUCACCCACGGCAAGCAGACGGGCAAUGCACGUAAUCUGGGAGAUUUCAUUGUGGACACCUUUGAUGGAUCGCGCAAUUUGCCGUUGCUGCUGCCUUGCGGCAAUUUGGCAACGGACACGCUGCUCUCCAAGCUGGCGGAGAAUGGCUUCUGUGUGGACGCCUGUGAAGUGUAUGAGACCAAGUGCAAUCCGCAGCUGGCCGAGUGCAUGGAGCGUGCUCUGAAGGAGGAGAAUAUUGAGUUCAUGGCAUUCUUCUCGCCGUCUGGCGUCAACUGUGCCCAUGAGUACUUCAAGGCGCACAACAUAGCGACGGAUCAGUGGAAGCUGGUGGCCAUUGGUCCCAGCACGCGGCGUGCUUUGGAAAAUCUGGGCAUGAAAGUCUUCUGUACGGCGGAGCGUCCCACGGUGGAGCAUUUGGUGAAGGUGCUGCUCAAUCCGCAGGAUAGUCGAGAGCGUUUGCUGCGGGAGCGCGCUGCUGCCGCUGCCGCUGACAUGGCCUAGUUACAAUACAGUGUACAGUUAAGCGA
Drosophila busckii is the source of this 1110-nucleotide messenger RNA. It is a transcript of the gene Uros1, whose product is annotated as uroporphyrinogen-III synthase. Gene Ontology annotation, biological process: uroporphyrinogen III biosynthetic process. The coding region runs from base 260 to 1084 and encodes 274 amino acids. NCBI's taxonomy places the organism in Eukaryota, Metazoa, Arthropoda, Insecta, Diptera, Drosophilidae. The transcript has a single exon. Gene Ontology annotation, molecular function: uroporphyrinogen-III synthase activity. The record is from RefSeq and is a predicted model, not a curated record.